AUGGCGAAUGAGAAUUCGAUCUGGAAUGAUGGUCUUCUUGCCGGCGCUUCUGAAGUUGGCAUUGUCACGUAUGAAGAUUAUGGAACGCCAGAUAUACAUGAGAAGGAAGUUCAAACUCUUGUUGAAAGCAACUACAGUGUGAAAGUAGAGCGUCUGGAAGAGCUUGUCAGCUGUGUCGAUCAGAAUUUUUACGUAGUUGCAAAAUGUACAACCGGGAAAAACGCCGAAUUUGUUUUGAAGAUAUUGUGUUUGAAAAAAUCGAAGCAACCACGCGUGGUCGAGGGUAUGAUCAAGUGCAUGUUAUAUUUCAAUGACAAGUCUAUUCACGCCCCCGUGCCAGUGAUGCGAGAUUCGGGAGAUUACGUGACACUGUAUAAGACUGAAUAUGGAUAUCAUGCUGUGUAUAUGCUGAAAUAUAUAAGUGGAAUGUCAUACAGUGAAAUUCUACAACCAUCUGCCACAAUGAGUUACAAUGCAGGUAGUCUACUUGGCCGUAUAGAUAAUGCACUCAGGGUAGAUAUGCAUUGA
Messenger RNA from Saccoglossus kowalevskii, 528 nucleotides. RefSeq names its product hydroxylysine kinase-like. Gene Ontology annotation, molecular function: amino acid kinase activity. The record is from RefSeq and is a predicted model, not a curated record. NCBI's taxonomy places the organism in Eukaryota, Metazoa, Hemichordata, Enteropneusta, Harrimaniidae.